This is a messenger RNA of Gigantopelta aegis, 1908 nucleotides long. RefSeq lists its product as uncharacterized. NCBI's taxonomy places the organism in Eukaryota, Metazoa, Mollusca, Gastropoda, Neomphalida, Peltospiridae. The transcript is spliced from 4 exons. The coding region runs from base 190 to 1077 and encodes 295 amino acids. The record is from RefSeq and is a predicted model, not a curated record.
CCGACUUGGACCAGUCUAGUAUAAUAAUCACAUUCCGUGCUACUUUUUCUUGCAUAUAUAUUUUUUGUACUUUUGUUUUAUUCGCAACAGCACUCGCAAAGUACACCAUGAAUCUUCACGGGUGCUUCUGGAUAGACUGAAUGAAGAGACCACAAAAUUCUAAGCACUUCUCGAUAUCAGCUGUGAGGUAUGGGGUCUGGCAAUGAUGCCGACCAGGACUGGUACAUUGACGGCAGCGAUGAUGAGAAGUACAACCCAGCCAAGAUACCAGGGGUUGUCUGGCAACCGAACCCUAAGGACAUCUUGGAGAUGUUUGACAAGUUGUCUCGGGACAAGGCUGUGCUGGAGUUGAAGUGGCAGUGUCCUGGCCGGCGGUCGCCCGAGCUCGAGAAAGACAGUGAUGAGGAAAUGGACGACCAGGAACAGGAGGACGACCAGGAGGAGGUUGUGGAGGAGGAGGUUAAAGCUCCGGAGCCAAGUGCAUUUGAUUUUGACGACUUUGGAACAGAGCCAUCAGGCAAUAUUACACCGAGGAGCAUUUCAGGUGGUAGGAAAACGCCUCAUACUCAGAAACACGUGGCCCGCAUGGAUAAAGUCCUUGAUGACAUCAGACGACAACAGCUGGAACGUAAUGCAAUUAAGGAGGCUCGCAGAGUAGCAACCCGCUCACCGGGGAGUCCAGCAAAUGUGCGAUUUCGGCUCGGAAUGAUGGGCAGCCCUGGAAUGACUAGGUCCGAGAUAACCACUACUCCACAGCGCCCGGUAUUGGGAGAAUCGGGGAUGAAUAGGUCGGACGUAACAACCACCCCACAGCCUGCGCCGUCGGCCGAUUCGGUGUCGACGAAGCAGACAAGACCUGGGACCCCAUCGCGUGAGAAUGGUGACGGCGUGGGAAACACCAGUAGUUCCAGACAGGCUGGGUUAAGAACGGGACUGUCUCCCAAACCAGCUGGCACACCGUCUGGUGGCACCCCAGCACAUUCUCCAGCACCACCUGCCACUGCAGUGCACAGACAGUCUCCUGGAGCUCAACAGACGGCACCUCCGAGUACAGACACGUUCAAGCCAGGUUCUUAACUGGACUGGAAACUCCGUCAACGUGUUCAAAUCCAAUGAAGGUUCAGGCACGCUCAUCCCGGGCUUUGCCUCCGACAUCGCCAGUGACUAAGUCCUGCCCUACAUGGCUGUGGAUGUUUUAUAUUUUUUAGAUAUAUACUUCUUUUUUUUAUAAGAUCAAGGAUAUAUCAUAAAUAAAAUGGAAGCCCAUUACACAAAAGGCAUCAUAUGGAAGUAGGCGAGCAUUUACCUCGAUAGAUUUAGGUAGAAACAUGAGGAUCAGGUUUAUUUUUUUUAAAACCCACCUCAUUAGUCUUAAAAGGAAACAACAAUAGACAUAAAAAGGGGUGGUGGGUACAUCUUGCAGAUUUGUACAUCAUAUGGAAGUAGGCAAGCCUUCACAUUGAUAACUCACGAUUAGUAGCCUAGAUUUAGGUAGAAUCAUGAGGGUCAAGUUUUUUUGUUUUUUUAAAAUUCAUCUUCAAAGGAAAUAGAACCAUGGCCAUCAAUAAAGGGGGUAACAAAAGUCUGAAGAUACAGCAUUGCUUAUUCCUCUCCCCCCCCCCCCCCCCCCCCCCUUCAAAUGUGAAUUAAUCUAUAACUGGACUCUUUGGACACCUGUGAGAACCAUUUGUACCAGAGUUUAAUUGACUGGUCUUAAAGAGGUCAGUAUAGCGAUUGGACAUCAUGUAUGUUUUAUACUGUUGGAUAUUACCAUUUGAAGACUGGUAUCAAUGUCUGGUCCAUGUUGCAUAUUUAAUGUUGUAAACGUCUUCAGCAAACACUGCAGACCUUGUCUUUGUCUUCAUGUAGACCUGUAUUAAAAUAUUGAAUAAAUUCCUGUUGAGAAAA